UUGACUUACUCCUGCAGGAUUAAGUUUAACACGCCUGCACUCGCUAUUUGAUGGGGGUUGAAGCUCUGCCGCCACGUGGCUCAGUCACCAAGCUUUACGAGGAUAUUCUGUCUUGGGGUAUAUCCAAAAGCUUUGCGAUUAUAGUCUGGUGGUGUCACUGUAAAAAAGAAUUACAUGUCACUCCGUGGGGUCAACGACUGAGCUGUAGAUCUAGAUCUCUGCCCAAAGGGAACUGUAUCUAUAAAUAGUAACAAACGUAUAUGAAUUGUUACCAGCGAGGCGGGGGCACUGGUACAAUGAAUGAAUGUUCUCCCUGGACG
Molecule: messenger RNA, 320 nt
Organism: Babjeviella inositovora NRRL Y-12698
Lineage: Eukaryota; Fungi; Ascomycota; Pichiomycetes; Serinales
Exons: 1
Source: RefSeq, a predicted model, not a curated record